AUGAUGUUAUGGUUGGUGGUGGGCGCCCUCUUCCCCGCGCUGCUCCUGGCUGCGCCGCCCCCCAUAAACAAGCUCGCCCUCUUCCCGGACAAGAGCGCUUGGUGUGAGGCGAAGAACAUCACCCAGAUCGUGGGGCACAGCGGCUGCGAGUCCAAGUCCAUCCAGAACAGGGCCUGCCUGGGGCAGUGUUUCAGCUACAGCGUCCCCAACACCUUCCCUCAGUCCACGGAGUCCCUGGUUCACUGCGACUCCUGCAUGCCAGCCCAGUCCAUGUGGGAAAUCGUGAGUAACUGCAGCUGCCAGGCCUGCGGGAAGGAGCCGAGCCACGAGGGAGCCCUCUUCAACGUCUACCUGAACGCGGAGGAGAACAUGCCUGCUGAAGGUCCCAGCCCCCACCACUACGCCCACCCCAGCCCAGUCCAUGAACCCCCCCCCUCCAGCCACCACCACCACGAGGAGGAGGGCGACGAGUGA
Messenger RNA from Eurypyga helias (sunbittern), 474 nucleotides. RefSeq names its product neuroblastoma 1, DAN family BMP antagonist (gene NBL1). Gene Ontology annotation, biological process: animal organ morphogenesis. Lineage: Eukaryota; Metazoa; Chordata; Aves; Eurypygiformes; Eurypygidae. The record is from RefSeq and is a predicted model, not a curated record. Gene Ontology annotation, molecular function: receptor ligand activity; BMP binding.